Rubroshorea leprosula is the source of this 657-nucleotide messenger RNA. Lineage: Eukaryota; Viridiplantae; Streptophyta; Magnoliopsida; Malvales; Dipterocarpaceae. The record is from the annotation of a GenBank genome assembly.
GAACAAAUGCAAGUGUGCAUUAAUCACCUCUAGGAUAAUUUACUAGUAAGGCCAAGUUGAAACUCUCAAAUUUUGAAAUAAUAAAUCUUUCAAUUAUAAUCACAUUAAUCACCUCUAGGAUUUAGCCGGCCCUAUGGCUUUCUCCUCUCCCAUGAGAGAGCUUCCUCUGCAGCCUAAUGGGAACUGCUGUCAGGCACUCCCAAAUGCUGUUUUACGUCUUCUUCCUGCUGCCUCACCUCCCCUCCCCUGGCUUUUGAAAUUCAUUACGGCUUGGGUGGAUAGCAGUGUUUUUCAGGUGAAAUCUCCUCUUGAGACCCUCCUUGGAUUGUUUGGCUGUUGGGUAUCAGGGUUUAGAAUUAAUUUCCAGUCUUGGGUGGCUCCAAUGGCUGGUGCUGUUUUGAUGUGGGAGAUCUCCAUGGUGUCAAGGUUUGGAAACGCACUAGUUCUAGCUGUUGGACUGGAUGGCAGUGCUUAAAGGAUUUGCAGUUUACGCAGGUGUUAGGGUCUAGAAGCUGGUUUGGUGGUAGUUUUCAUAUUCUAAGGUGGAACUUAUAAAUAGAUUUUCAUCUCCUACUUACAUAUUCCCUGAUACAACCUACAUUUUAAGGAGUAGGUUUGGUGUUAUUGAUGACAAUGAGGAUUCAAGGAUUGGUAGUG